AUGAGUGGCAUCGAAAAAGACACUCUUGCAAAUCUUUACGAUUGGUUGGACACUAUCCCCUUUUCCAGACCGAAAAAAAAUUUAGCCCGAGAUUUUUCUGAUGCUCUCCUGACUGCAGAACUCAUCAAAUAUUUCUUUCCUGGAAUGGUAGAUCUUCACAACUAUCCUAGCACGCAUUCUAUGGAACAAAAAAAGAUCAACUGGUCUACUUUGAACAACAAAGUUCUCAAGAAAUUAGACUUCCCUUUAUCUGAAAUGACAAUUGCAGAACUGGCAAGCGCCAAACGAGAAACAACAGAAUACUUUUUAAAUACUUUAAGGGGAAAGAUUGACGAUUUUUUAAAAAACAAACCUCAGCGACUAAAAAGGAAGAAGGACCUUCGAAGGCAUGAAGCUCAUGGUAAAUUCAUUGAUGAAGUUGGCUCAUUUACCGAGCUAGGGACUGCUUCUAAAUGUAUAAGUGAGGACAUCAAAGAUACGACUGAAAGAAUAGAGCAAAAAGUUGGUAUAGAAAUUGGUAAAAAAAUGUGGUCUUUUCGAGAUUCGGAUUUGGAUACUGUGCCUCGAGAAGUUUAUGAACAAAAAGUUCAAGAACUUCUAGAAAGAGAUGAAACCAUUCAGGUUUUAAAAGCACGGAUCCAACGUUUGGAAUAUAUGCUUCAUCUGAAGGAUAUCACUAUAGCUAGGCAACAGCAACUUCUCGAUAAGGCAAAACCAGUUCAAAAUGUUACAGAUAAAAGUCCAACCAAGAAACUCAUACAAAGAUGA
Messenger RNA from Argiope bruennichi, 768 nucleotides. RefSeq names its product sperm flagellar protein 1-like. The transcript has a single exon. The record is from RefSeq and is a predicted model, not a curated record. Gene Ontology annotation, molecular function: microtubule binding. NCBI's taxonomy places the organism in Eukaryota, Metazoa, Arthropoda, Arachnida, Araneae, Araneidae. Gene Ontology annotation, biological process: regulation of cytoskeleton organization. Gene Ontology annotation, cellular component: axoneme. The coding region runs from base 1 to 768 and encodes 255 amino acids.